Molecule: messenger RNA, 1694 nt
Organism: Osmia lignaria (orchard mason bee)
Lineage: Eukaryota; Metazoa; Arthropoda; Insecta; Hymenoptera; Megachilidae
Gene: CPR3
Product: cuticular protein 3
Cellular component (GO): extracellular matrix
Source: RefSeq, a predicted model, not a curated record
AUAACAAUCGGGUACCUAUAAAUACGUUUGUCAGUACAAAUCAAAGUCAGUACCCUUCUUGACUUUCGUUCAGUCGUACCAUUACUUUAAAUCCGAUCAGCAUGGUAAGCGAGAAAGUAGUUAUCGUACUGGCGAUAGGAGUAUUCGCAACGUGCCAAGGAGGUGCAGUUCCUGUCGCAGCAGUCCCAGGAUUUCCGGCUGUCGCCAAGCUUGCAUCAUUCGACCCAAGACUUAAUUACGAUCCUCAUCCUCAAUACACUUACGCAUACGACGUGCAAGAUGCUUUGACAGGGGAUUCAAAAUCGCAACAGGAGAGCAGAAACGGCGACGUCGUCAGCGGAAGUUACAGUUUCAUCGAGGCUGACGGAACUAGAAGAAUCGUCGAGUACACGGCUGAUUCUGUUAACGGAUUUAACGCGGUUGUGCACAGAGAACCGGUGGCUGUUAUUAAACCGGCCGUUAAGAUUGCCCCGGUAGCUUUCCAUCUGGGGGCGGUGUGUAUGCAUGUGUGUAAUACGGGUGACUUAACGCAAGUUUGGGUGCAAGGAAUAGCUCGGUUAUUGUUACCGAAUGACACGAAACCAUCGACGGUCAUCGCGCAUAUAAAAGUACGAGGAAUCUUACCCCGAGGCAUCAGUCUCCUGGCGAUCCUCGUGCAAACAAACAUGGCUGGAAAGCUCGUCGUAUUCUUAGGCUUGGCGGUCCUUUCAAAGGGGGCGGUGGUACCAGCGGUACCAGUGCCGUCUGCUCCUGUCGUGGCGGCUGUACCAACGGCGAGACUCGAGGAAUUAGAUGCACCGGCUCAGUACAGUUUCGCUUACGACGUCCAGGAUGCUGUAACCGGUGAUUCGAAGGCCCAAUACGAGACCAGAAACGGCGACGUGGUGCAGGGUAGCUACAGCUUGAUCGAGGCUGACGGUACCCGGCGCAUCGUCGAGUACACGGCGGACCCUAUAAACGGAUUUAACGCUGUAGUCAGUCGGGAACCAGCGACCGCGGUCGCCGCAAUCGCCGCGCCUGUCUUACCAUACGCACCUGCCAUCGCACCUUCUGCCGGAGUUGCACCUGUUUUGCCCGCUGCAGCUGCACCAGCGCCGGCUGUUCCGGCCAGUGGCCCGGACUCCGACGUGGAGGUUGUCGAGGCUAGAUCCGGUCCUCUCGUCGCGGCUAUGCCGACCAGUCGGGACCAACAGCUCCGUCAACAGCAAGAGCAGCAACUGCAACAGCUCAGAGAACUUGAGAAGCAACAGCAGGAACAGCUGCAACAAUUGCAGCAAAGAUCUAGACAGCAGCUGCAGCGACAGAUUCAACAGCGCCAACAGCAGCAGAGGAUACAGCAAGAACAGGAGAAGAAACAAGAGGGACAGGAAGAGCAACAGCAACAGCAAGGAGUGCCAGUGAGAGCUUUCGCUACACCUGUCCAGGUAGCACCGAAAGCUCAACGACUGGUAGGCCCGUCGCCUGUUAGAGCGGUCGCAAGUUACACGACGUACCCGAAUGCUUACGCCUACACCGCUGCCUAUUCCUCGCCUUUGGCUUAUGCAUCGCCCCUCGGCGGUCUUACCUACGCCCCCGCCACCGCCCUCCUUUAAAAUAUUCUCUUUUUUUAAUAUCGAAUCGUUACCACACCCUCCUAAUCGAGGAUACUGAACUUGCAAUAAAUACUUAUUUUACAAUAAAUGGAAGAGAAUCAA